This is a messenger RNA of Spea bombifrons (plains spadefoot toad), 1920 nucleotides long. RefSeq names its product protein kinase C substrate 80K-H (gene PRKCSH). Lineage: Eukaryota; Metazoa; Chordata; Amphibia; Anura; Pelobatidae. Bases 56 to 1600 code for a protein of 514 amino acids. The record is from RefSeq and is a predicted model, not a curated record. Gene Ontology annotation, cellular component: glucosidase II complex. Gene Ontology annotation, molecular function: calcium ion binding. The transcript has 17 exons. Gene Ontology annotation, biological process: N-glycan processing; liver development.
UCAGAUAGGCUGUCCAUUGACUGCUGUCUCUACCGGUAUCCGUGUGCACUGAAACAUGGGGCUCAUCAUGCUGCUGAUCUUGGGGGUUUUGGGGUGCAAAGCCGUGGAGGUGAACCGACCCCGAGGGGUUUCAUUGUCCAAUCGCGGUUUCUAUGACGAUUCCAAGCCAUUUACCUGUCUAGACGGAUCCCGCACCAUUCCGUUCGAUCGGGUGAACGACGAUUACUGUGACUGUUCGGAUGGAACCGACGAACCUGGCACGGCGGCGUGCUCCAACGGGAGGUUUCACUGCACUAACGCCGGAUUCAAGCCCCAGUACAUCCCGUCAUCGCGGGUCAACGACGGCAUAUGUGAUUGCUGCGACACCACGGACGAGUAUAACAGCGGAGCCGUUUGCCAGAAUACCUGCAGGGAGAUGGGGAGGAAAGAGCGAGAGGAGCUCCAGAAGCAAGCAGAGGUGGCCACAGAAGGCUUCCGUCUGAAGCAGCAGUAUAUCGAAGAGGCCAAGAAGGGCCGGGAGGAGAACCAGGUGAAGCUGCAGGACAUGGUGCAGAAGCGCCAGGGUUUGCAGGAACAGGUGGAGGCUCUACGGGCCGAGAAAGAGGAGGCCGAGAAGCCGGAGCAGGAGGCCAAGGAGGCGCACAAGAAAGCCUGGGAAGAGCGACAGGAGGCAGAGAAAGCCGAGAUGGAGAAGCAGAGGGCCCUGGAGGCUUUUACUGAGUUGGACCUGGACUCCGACGGGAUGCUGUCCGCCCCGGAGAUGCUCUCUCACACGGAGUUGGAUACCGACGGAGACGGUGCUUUCUCUAAUGAAGAGGCGCUGGCUAUCCUGGGAGGGUCAUAUUCUUUGGAUGUUAGUAGUUUCCAGGACUCUGUUUGGCCCCAAAUCCGUGAGAAAUACAAAUCAGAGAGUGCAACACCACCACCACCUCCUCCCCACAUAGAAGAAGGCACCGCGCCUCAUCCAGAACUUUCCCCGGAGGAGGAGGAUGAAGAUGUAGAAGAGGGUGAUGAAGAUGAUGAUGAUGAACAGGUGGAAGAAGACCACAGGGGUCCGCCAUCCAAGACAUAUGGAGAGGACACCGAGAUGCCACCAUACGAUGAAGCCACCCAGGCACUGAUAGAUGCUGCUGAAAAAGCUCGAUCCCAGUAUGAGGAAGCUGCCAAGUCCAUGCGGGAAAUGGAGGACACUAUUAGGAGUCUAGAGAAGGAGAUUUCUCUGGAUUUUGGGCCAGAAGGGGAAUUUUCCUACCUCUAUGGACAAUGUUAUGAACUUUCAACUAGCGAGUAUAUUUAUCGCCUCUGCCCGUUUAACCGCGUGACACAGAAGCCCAAGCAUGGAGGCUCAGAGACUAACCUUGGCACCUGGGGAUCCUGGGCUGGACCAGAAGAUAAUAAAUUCAGCGCAAUGAAGUACGAGCAAGGGACGUCAUGCUGGCAGGGUCCAAGCCGCUCUACGCUGGUAAAGCUGUCUUGUGGCAAGGAGACGACGGUCACCUCCACGUCUGAACCAAGCCGCUGCGAGUACCUCAUGGAAUUCUUCACCCCUGCAGCUUGUCACCCACCUCAGGCCCAGACAGGAGACCACGACGAGCUGUGAUUUUUGAUAGAACUCCUCUAGGACUUGGUGUUGCUUUUCACGGGAAUGUGACCAGUGGAAUGGAACCCUCGCCCCUCCGGUGUCCCAACGUCUCCUGUAGUGACCGCAUCCGUCCCUACUGAUUACCGCCAUCCCCCCCCCAGACUCUCCUUGGAUCCCUUCACAGAACCAGGACACAGGCAACCAGAAGACACAUUCCAUCCAUCCAUCCGCGAGCAGACCCUUCCUCGUUCGCUGCUCGUUCUCUGCCGCUGUACAUAUAUUUUUUUGGAAAUAGUGUGUGUUGUUGCAUUUUAUUAAUUAAAUGACACUUCUCCCAA